Messenger RNA from Leptonychotes weddellii (Weddell seal), 1331 nucleotides. NCBI's taxonomy places the organism in Eukaryota, Metazoa, Chordata, Mammalia, Carnivora, Phocidae. The record is from RefSeq and is a predicted model, not a curated record.
AUGCCUCUCUGUAAGAUUCCAUUAAACCAGUGGCUCUCAGAUUUUUAUGGCACCCUUCCCCGUACUCAGAGUAAAGGAAGCUGGUUUGGGCUGGUGCUGGGCUCGGCGCAGCGCCUGGAGUUCAUGUGCGGGCUGCUGGACCUGUGCAACCCGCUGGAGCUGCGCUUCCUCGGCUCGUGCCUGGAGGACCUGGCGCGCAAGGACUACCACUACCUGCGCGACUCAGAGGCCAAGGCCAACGGCCUCUCGGACCCGGGGCCGCUGGCCGAUUUCCGAGAGCCGGCCGUGCGCUCGCGCCUCAUCGUCUACCUGGCGCUGCUGGGCUCGGAGAACCGUGAGGCAGCCGGCCGCCUGCACCGCCUCCUGCCCCAGGUGGACUCGGUGCUCAAGAGCCUGCGCGCGGUUCGGGGUGAGGGUUCGCGGGGAGGCGCGGAGGUCGAGCCCGGCGAGCGCGGAGAGGACGGCGAAGGCGAGGAGGACGCGGAGAAGGACGGUUCCGGCCCGGAAGGCAGCGGCGCCGAGCCCCGGCCCGGCGGCGGGCUGGGCUUCAGGGCGCAGGAGGAACUGCUGCUGCUCUUCACCAUGGCUUCGUUGCACCCGGCGUUCUCCUUCCACCAGCGGGUCACCCUGAGGGAGCACUUGGAGAGGCUCCGCACUGCGCUCCGCGGGGGCCCCGAGGACGCGGAGGUGGAGGUGGAGCCGUGCAACUUUGCCAGACCCCGGGCCCAGAAUGAUUCUGCUCAUGGUGAUUACAUGCAAAGUAAUGAGGCCAGUUUACUAGAACAAGCCCCAAUACCUCAUGAUGGACUUCCUGUGGCACCUCAUAGAACCCAGCGAGAAGCCGUGCACAUUGAGAAGAUAAUGUUGAAAGGAGUCCAGAGAAAAAGGGCUGACAAAUACUGGGAGUACACCUUCAAAGUAAACUGGUCCGAUCUUUCAGUCACAACAGUAACAAAAACCCACCAAGAACUACAGGAAUUUCUACUGAAGCUCCCAAAGGAAGUGUCUUCAGAGACUUUUGACAAGACCAUCUUAAGAGCCCUGAAUCAGGGUUCACUGAAAAGGGAAGAACGGCGACAUCCUGACCUAGAGCCCAUCCUAAGGUAACAAUUCAAUGACACUGUCACAGCGGUAUCACAGACAAGAUCAUGGGCAGCGGAGGACUUAGAGUGGAGUUCAAGGGAGAUCACAGAGAGAUUUUUCUGUGGAGUACUUUUUUUUUAUCCAUAUGUUAUUUGGGUCUAGGCUCACACUAGGAAACCUCAAACUAAUUACUUUGAUCAUUGGACUCUUUGGCUCUCUGAUAUCAUAAAUAAUUGCUUCUAAACUAU